AUGAUACGUGAUUUCUAUGAUAGUACUGAUGAAGAUGACAUGGAAAGUCAGUAUCAGAUUGACCCAGAGUGCUUGGUGCUGACUCCGCCAGACAAAGAUAUGCAUAACCGGUGCUGCGGGGGCAAAGCCUGGUGUAUAAAGGAUAUAUGUGGCAUAAUAUGUGCAGUGCUGACAUGGUUGUUGAUACUGUACGCGGAGUUCGUAGUGAUGAUGGUGAUGUUGCUGCCCAGUUUGUCGACGUACCCGUUCUACAGUUACGUCAACAUAUUUAUAUUCCAGAUACUGGCAUUCCUUGCGUUUGCAUCACAUUUGAGGACUAUGUUCACCGACCCUGGCGCAGUACCAAAAGGAAACGCAACAAAGGAGAUGAUCAAACAGAUGAGUUUCCGCGAAGGCCAGGUCAUAUUUAAAUGUACUAAGUGCUGCAGCAUCAAGCCAGAGCGAGCGCAUCACUGCUCAGUGUGCCAACGGUGCAUUAGGAAGAUGGAUCAUCACUGCCCGUGGGUGAACAACUGCGUGGGAGAGAACAACCAAAAAUAUUUCGUGCUUUUCACGUUCUACAUCGCGGCGCUGUCGAUCCACUCGGUGGCGCUGGCUAUAUACCAGUUCGUGACGUGCAUCCGGCACGAGUGGCGCGACUGUAGCACAUACUCGCCGCCCGCUACCGUCGUGCUGUUGCUGUUCCUGAUCGCCGAAGCCCUGCUAUUCGCCAUAUUCACCGCUGUCAUGCUCGGCACACAGCUGCAUGCCAUUUGGAAUGACGAGACAGGCAUUGAACAAUUGAAGAAGGAGCAGGCGCGCUGGGUGCGAAAAUCUCGAUGGAAGAGUAUCCAGUCUGUUUUUGGCCGUUUUUCAAUCUUUUGGUUUUCCCCCUUCACUCAACCUUCGCCAAAAUCAAAAGUUGAAAGUUACCUGUAUAGCGUAUAAAUGAGACAUCACCGAUUUUGAAGGUAAUGGUAAUAGCACGAAUAUCAGCUCGGUAUCGGUUCAUCAACGCCUUAAUUCAUUUUCAUCUAACAAACAUCGAACUUUUCACGAAUAUUCACCUUCUAUAUAAACAUAACAUAAAAGCCUAGUCAUUAGUUAGCAGUGGCGAAGUUAUAAACGCGGCGUCGUCUAAAGUCGGAUCGAUGCGCCGGGGGUGCAGUGGCCGUAGACAAGAUGCUUUACUACAAUAAAAAACAUCGCAUGCAUGAUAAAAACAUAUCCUGGAGAUAGUUUCUCAUACUUAUCGUUUUCUAGUAGCAUUAAAUAUUGUACAAAGGCAGCCUGUACACGGUCCCUCGUCUGCUCCAGUCAGUGCUAGUGUUUGGUUAGCACCGAAGUGAUUAGCAAGGCGAUGACGACCGAUUCCAGUUUGUGUGCUACAAACUUCACUGUUAUUAGCAAAAUUAUUACCUUGAUUUGGGACUGAGUUAAACCUAAUAUUUUAAAUGUUGCACUAUGUUAGAAAUUUAUGCAGAUGUAGGUAAACAAUGCGAUUCCCAAUAAAUAUCACAAAGCAAUAAUUUUUCCUGUUCUAAAUUAAUUAUGCAAUUUGUUGUAAUUUGCGAAGUGGUUUAUGAGCAUAUUAUUAUUAUUUAGCUUGUUGAUGUAAAUUAUUGUUCCAAUAUUGGUUGUAGUUCUGUCUCACUCGAGUGAGUCGUUUGUGUAAAGCUGGGUCUCUUGCGAUGUUAUUUUUGUAAAUGGGUCGUGUUUUUGUAUAAAAUUGACGCGCGGCUUAGUUUUAUUUAAUAAUGUUCACUUACAUGACCAUGUUUUGACUAGUGAGUGAGCGUUGUGAUGUCACUAGAGCACAUAACGUUUGUAUAUGGGAGCCCGCGUUGGUACACCGCGCAUACGUCACGUAUGCGCUUGUUAAUGCAAUCUCGUUCGCUUGUGAAAGAUUGUCGAGUUGAAAAUUCUCAAACAUCGUAAUACUCUGUUCGUUUUCUUAGAAGUAAACGAUAAUGUUUUGUAAACAUGUUUUAUAUUUAUCGCAGAAGACCCGGCGAAAUGCAUUGCAUUUACUAUGUUAGGAUUGUCGAAUGUUAAUUUUAAAGUAUGACGAGUCGAAGUGGUGUUAAUAAAAUGUAAGUAGAAACGCUCAGAUAAUGAUUAAUCGGUCACGGUUAUUUGUGUCUAAUAUAUGUGUGUCUUAUGUACAGAGAAUAAUGGAAGGUUUCAUGUGUUAAUUCACUCCCGGUUUUUGUUCGUAAGCUUCACUCACCACUCGCGCUUACGACUAAUAAGAUGUGUGAUCUGGUUAUCGAUUUAUGUGAAAUGCACAAACACACAAUGGUAUCAAACGAAGGAAAAUGAGUCUGAGUGUAGUUUAAAGGUAGCUUGUUAUUCAUUUUGUGAAAGUAUAAUAGAUGUCGGGACUUGUGCUAUUUAAGAGUUCAAAUCACAAAAUAUUUUAAGAAUAGAUUCAACACAUAUAUUUAUAAUUGUAAUGUAAAUAUUCCAUGCUUUUGAAUGUUCUUCAUGUGUAGUGUCCCAUGGGCUACGGACAAAUGUUCGCAAACAGUUAUUGUGCCGUUGCGGUUGGGUAUAUAAAUCUUAUUUGUUUACGGAUUGAUUUGUGAAACCCAUGCAUACCAACAACACUGAUGUAAACUAGUAUUCCGAUAGAAAACCAAUUCCAUUUAUAAUAACAUGAACUGUAUGACCACAUUUAAGUGACCACAACCACAGCACUAUCAGUUGUGCUUGACUCGUGAAGUUUGGUUAGAUUUGUGCAAACCAAACCUAUAUAACAAUACAAUGAUCUCUCUUUUUAUGUUUAAAUAAUGCAAUAUGUUUCAAAUUUAAUUGAAAAUUAAGGAAACAUAAUAUCUUAAAAGAACAAAUGUUAAGUAUGUGCAAUUAAUUUAUUUAAUGCUUAAGUGAUUAAUGUUGGAUGGGUUCAGGGCUUUACCUCUAAUUUGUGUUACAAUAUUUAAAUUAUUUAGCAGCUAAGCUUGAAGUGAGUGUGUGUGUUGCCAGAAUUAAAAUUAUUUAUUUUCAAUUUAUUUUGAAUAGAACAUAAUAUUUUUGGGCCAAGGCAAUUGAUGCGGAGUCGACGUGACGCGUCGUUAUUAUAUGUACAAUGGGUACUGUUAAGUACAGUGCAUUGACCGUUUGUAAUUAUUGUGUUUGUCCAAUGUGUUAGCGCCUCUGAAAAAGUGCGGUUGCGUGACCUUUUUUCGCGAAUGUAGUGUGCCGAUUUCGUAACAGUCGGUGUACAAUGAAACUUCAUCGUGUAGUAGGCAGGCAUUGCCCACACAAUACUCUUAAAUACUAUUUAUAAGGGCCCAAGUCAUGUAAUGAUCUAUAUAUUAUUCACAAGUUUAUAUACUAAAUACCAUAAUUAUUAAUAAUCCAAAAAUUUAAAACAGAAGUAAUCUAAAAUAUUUGAAUUCGGCAGUUUUUAUCGUUAGAUGCAGAACAAUCCCAUCGAUAUUUCAAAUAAGUAGAGUUGGAUUCUCCAACGGUUGCUAUAAUUCUGCCGGCAUGCUACAUUUACGCCGGUUAUAUCCGUACAUCUUGUGUAGUGGUCGCAACUCGAUGAGUAGUCAUAUAGCAUUAGUGCUGGUACAAUUUGACGUCGCGUGGCCUCUACGCCAAUGUUCUUUGACCCAACCCCGAAAUUGUCAUGAUUGUUUCCAUAAGUUUAAUCUGUAGAUGAUAGUUGUUGAUGUAAACCUAUUUAUGGCUAUAUUACAAGUUUGUCAUAUUAUGAGAGAUGAGCGUAAACGACGCUGAGAUGUAAAAAGCUACGAAGGUCACAAAUUUAGUUUCCAAGUACAUUUUAUGUAGUAAUAAUGUAGUUUUUUGUAAUAAUGUAAAUUCAAUACCAAUUCCUCUGUUGUAAUAAUUUAUAAGAAUACCUUCGUUUAUCAAUUAACGAUCUUCCAUGCUUUCAAUGUAUUACUGUAUUUACUAAAUGGCGUAUGCUAUGUAGAAUGGUCGCAUUACCGUCGGGUAAAGCUUAGUAUAUGAGCUUGUAGCAUGUGGGUUUAUUAUUUCGUUGUGCCGAUUGUUUCUUGUUAUUAGGCUGUAUUUAUCGUUGCGGUCAUCUCAGCUAUGGGAUCAAAUAAUUAUUUAUAAUAGUAUGGGCCAAUAUUAGAAGGUGUGAAACUUAUACAAACUUAUUCAAUUUUAUAUAAAACUAACUUUAAGGGAAAACAAUAGCGUAUUUAUAGCUCUCGAAAAUUAAAAAAAUGUCGUAUUUUCUAACGCCAUUAUAAAAGUAUUUUUGAAAAUCUGUAUGUAAUGCCAAUGAAAUAUAUAGUUUAUAUUUUUUUGCCUAGAUUUUCUAUCAAUAAACACUUCUGGUAUUGGUUCAAAUUACUAUUUUUGUCUUUGACGACUUAUUUAUUUUCAAUAGAAUAUACGUUAAGUAUAUAUUUGUAUACUGAAUUCUGUAUAUUUUUUAUGAUAUAGUUUAAGAUGUUUAAUCUUAGAAACUAUGAAUUAAGGAAAUGUGGUGAUACGACGACUUCAAAAGAAUUUAUCUCAUACUAAAUAGAAAGAUACCACGAGUGUGAAUGAAUAUUGUUUGUAAUGUGACGUUAAAUAAUUCUAAACAAAUUCAAUAAUAUAAUAACUAUGUACCUAAUGUAUUGCAGACGGUAGUACCAAUGAAUUGGAAAUUAAUACAAAAUAGGACCUCAAUUAUAUGAAUUAAUUAAACUUUUCUGGAAAUAUGAGCUCUAAUAAAAUUGCAAAGUUUGAAUGACCAAACAUACCGAAAAACAUUACCUAUAUUGUAAAGUAUAAAUAAAUUAUAAAGUGGACACACCCAGCAGCCUCUCCCGCGCUUGUCGAAGCACUACGCAACGGUCACAUUUAAGGAACGGUUGAGACAAAACAGCCGGAAGAAAUAGAAUAAGAGAGAGCAAGGUUGAGAAGUAAAGGAGAGAAAGAAAGAUUAAAAGUGAGAAAUAUCGUUAAUUUCGGGUAGGUGGUAGUUUUCGGAUAAAGUGGACGCGUUCGAAGAAAAGAUGUUCUAUUAUCAGAAACGAACAUAUUAUGUUCGUAAAACAUCCAACGUAUUAACAUCAUUUAAUUUCAACAAUUCAUCUUACAGCUUAUAUUAAUUUAUUACUUACCAAUUUUUCUUACCGUAAUCAAUAUUCGGACUUCAUUCCCCGGAAACGUAUUUUUUUAAGUCUCGGUGAAAUAUGAUCUGUGUUGAUUGGAGUUUUGAGAAUUACGAGUAUGUAGCUUGUAACAAGUAUUACAUUACUUAUAUCUAAGUUAGUCUGGUAACUCAUAAUUGGCCUAAAUAUUUGUGAAUAAAUGUUUCAUAAAUUAUGUUUGAGUAAAGACUUUAUUAAUUAGUUUAUCGCGCUUACAAAUUUAUUUUAUUUCCACUUACGUGUUUCACACAGCCAGUUUUCUCUAAAAAGCUCUUUUUGUGUCACACAUAUAGCUGUAAUAUUCCAUAAACACUUUAUAGAUUCGUUUCUUCCCUAUGUGCCUGGUUACGAUUUUACAACAAGUUAUAAGUAAUUAUACGAACACAUUUAUAUUGGACAUGUUUGUUGGUAGCACUAGUACAAUAGAACAGUACAAGUCUAUGAAUGCUCAGAACUUAAAGAACACCAAUGAUUGUAAAUGGCUAGUUAUCAGCUUUCAUUGUUGCUGCAUUUUAAAAUAUUACUCUUACAAAGUCAUUUGCAGUGGAUCGUGUCCAUAAGGAAUCACUAUGAAAA
This is a messenger RNA of Manduca sexta (tobacco hornworm), 5681 nucleotides long. RefSeq names its product palmitoyltransferase ZDHHC3-like. Gene Ontology annotation, cellular component: endoplasmic reticulum; Golgi apparatus. The record is from RefSeq and is a predicted model, not a curated record. Lineage: Eukaryota; Metazoa; Arthropoda; Insecta; Lepidoptera; Sphingidae. Gene Ontology annotation, biological process: protein targeting to membrane; peptidyl-L-cysteine S-palmitoylation. Gene Ontology annotation, molecular function: protein-cysteine S-palmitoyltransferase activity.